CUUGGUAAUUAUGUCUGGACGUGGCAAGGGAGGCAAAGGACUGGGGAAAGGAGGCGCCAAGCGUCACCGCAAAGUUCUCCGUGAUAACAUCCAGGGAAUCACCAAACCCGCCAUCCGUCGUCUGGCUCGCCGCGGCGGAGUGAAGCGUAUCUCCGGCUUGAUCUACGAGGAGACCCGCGGCGUCCUGAAGGUGUUCCUGGAGAAUGUCAUCCGUGAUGCCGUCACUUACACCGAGCACGCCAAGAGGAAGACUGUGACCGCCAUGGAUGUUGUCUACGCCCUGAAGAGGCAGGGACGCACUCUGUACGGUUUCGGAGGUUAAAUAUUCCCCUCUAUGCCCCAUUCUAAACAUAAACGGUCCUUUUAAGGACCACACACUUCUAUUAAAAGAGCUGUUGUUCCUCAAACCAUGGAUAUAUAAGUCUAUAUUGAGCACUAUGAAUACAAUAGAUAUGAGAUCAGUGAUAACUGACCACAAAAAUUACAAAUAUUAACCGUCUCAAUAAUUUUAUCUUUGUAAAUGUUGCAACGAACCA
Entelurus aequoreus (snake pipefish) is the source of this 536-nucleotide messenger RNA. Its product is annotated as histone H4. The transcript has a single exon. Gene Ontology annotation, biological process: nucleosome assembly. The record is from RefSeq and is a predicted model, not a curated record. Gene Ontology annotation, molecular function: structural constituent of chromatin; DNA binding; protein heterodimerization activity. Bases 11 to 322 code for a protein of 103 amino acids. Lineage: Eukaryota; Metazoa; Chordata; Actinopteri; Syngnathiformes; Syngnathidae. Gene Ontology annotation, cellular component: nucleosome.